AGCUGUUCUGAUAAAAAUGAAAAAUAAAAAAUAAAGAAAAAAUUGUGAAACAAAGAAAAAGUUUGUUGAAAGAAAGGACAGGAAGGAAAAGGUAAAAGAUAGUUGCAGAAAUUAGAGAGAGAAAGAGAGACAGAGAGGAGUAUAGAGAAGAGACUUUUUGGGUCUACAAUUUCAUUGCCGAAUUUCACUGUUUUUGCACAGAUCUGUUGUUAGUGUAAGUUGUACGCGUUUUCUGAUUUAUUUUUAAUCUAUUAUGGGUUAUUCUUGAAAACUCGCCAGAAUUACUACUAAGCUGUCCAAAUCGGUCAAUUCUGUUGAAGAAGUUCAUUUCUACGAAUAUUUGUGAGAUAAAAGGCAUCGAAGUUGGGUUUUUGAAGAUGAAAUUAUGUAAUCCAUAAGAUUCGUGUUUUUAUUUUUUCCUUUGUUGGGGUUAUUUAAGUUUGUGUUUUGGAGAGAUGGAAGAGGUAGGUGCACAAGUAGCUUCACCAAUACUCAUCCAGCAAUCACUCGCUGGAAGGUUUUGCGACGCGCGCCCAAUGGCCAAGAAACGCAAUCUGCCUUUUCAGUCGGCAAGUUUUCCGCAUCAGAUUCCUUUGGAUAACUGGAAUCCUACGUCUUGGGAUUGGGAUAGUGCCAGGUUUGUUGCUAGACCUUCGCAAUCUGAUGUAGUCCGGGGCGGAAGUGCUACUCCGGCUCCAUUGAAGGUGUCAACUCAUAAAGGUGUACAAAAUAACACAGCUGAUCCUAAGAAUGCUGUCCCCGUUGAAGAUGGAAAUGAUAAUGAAAAUCUUAGAUUGAAGCUUGGAGCUGACGGAGAUGGAGAUGGAAGAAAUGGUGUCUUGACUUUGGUAGAGGAGCCACAACUGGUGUCGAGGCCUAAUAAAAGAGUCAGAUCUGGAUCGCCUUCUGGUGCUAGCUAUCCUAUGUGUCAAGUGGAUAAUUGUAAGGAAGAUCUAUCUAUGGCCAAGGACUAUCACCGCCGGCAUAAGGUGUGUGAGGUUCAUAGCAAAGCCAGCAAAGCCUUGGUUGGGAAACAGAUGCAAAGAUUCUGCCAGCAGUGCAGCAGGUUCCACCCCCUUUCGGAAUUUGAUGAGGGAAAGAGAAGCUGUAGGCGUAGACUCGCUGGGCACAACAGGAGGAGGAGAAAAACUCAACCAGAUGAUGCUACUUCACGGUUGUUAGUUCCUGAAAACCAUGACCAGAGUGGAAACUCUGAUCUGGAUAUUGUCAAUUUGUUGGCAGUUCUAGCUCGUGCACAAGGGAAUACCGAGGACAGGAGCAGCAAAAUCUCAUAUGUACCUGAUAAAGAUCAGCUCAUACAAUUACUUAGUAAAAUAAACUCUCUGCCCUUGCCUUCAAACUUAGCAGCCCAAUUGCCUGUUAUGGGAGGUUUGGACGGAAGGAUUCCGAACCUUAUAUCCUCUGGAAAUAUGAAUCGAUUGAAUGGGAAUGUUUCUUUGCCAUCAACGAAGGACUUGUUGGCUGUUCUUUCAGAAAAUCCAGCAGCAGCACCCUCUUCUGAUGUAAUUGAAAUUCAAUCUCAACCAAGCAGCGAUGGAAGCGACUCUGAGAAAAGUAAGUCAGCGUUUGUUGAACAAGCUACAUCUCUCCAUUUGCAAAAAAGACCUACUUUGGCGUUUCCCUCAGUUGGAGGAGAGAGAAGUAGUACAAGUUACCAUUCUCCUGUGGCUGAUUCAGAUUGCUAUGUUCAAGAGACAUGUCCAAAUUUGAAGUUACAACUCUAUAAUUCUUCACCUGAAGAUGAUAGCUUAAGAAAAUUACCAUCUGGUAGAAACUAUUUCUCAUCUGACAGUAGCAAUCCUUCACAAGAGAGGUCUCCUUCAUCUUCACCACCCGUUGUACAUGACCUGUUCCCAAUGCAUACUUCAAGAGAACCUAUGAAGCCUGAUAGCGUGUCUAAUAGUGAAGUCAAUACCAUGUAUGCAAAAGCAACUACAGUCAACCAGUGCAAUACUUCUCUUCAACUUUUUGGAGCCUCGAAAAGAGCUGCCGAAAACGGCUCAAUUCAGAGUUUUCCUCACCAAGCAGGGUAUACAUCUUCUUCUGGGUCUGAUCAUUCACCAUCAAGUUUGAAUUCUGGUGCUCAGGAUCGUAAUGGCCGAAUUGUUUUUAAACUAUUUGACAAGGAUCCCAGUCAUUUGCCUGGGUCGUUGAGAGCGCAGAUAUACAAUUGGCUUUCUAACAGUCCUUCAGAAAUGGAAAGCUAUAUUAGGCCUGGUUGCAUUGUUCUAUCUGUGUAUUUAUCAAUGUCCUCCUACGCCUGGGAUCGACUUGAAGGAAAGCUCCUUGAUUAUGUGAAGUCUUUGGUCAAUGAUAUUAACACCGACUUCUGGAGAAAUGGAAGAUUUUUGGUUCACACAGAUGAACAAAUGGCUUCCUAUAAAGAUGGAAAGAUUCAUCUUUGCAAGUCCUGGAGAGCCUGGAAUACCCCAGAAUUGAUCUUAGUCUCACCUGUGGCAGUUGUUGGUGGGCAAGAGGCCUCUCUUCUUUUGAAGGGGAAAAAUUUGACUAUUCCUGGCACUAAGAUAUAUUGUACGCAUACAACUGGGUACAAUAUGAAAGAAUUUCCGGCAGUGGCAUGUCAAAAAACUGUAUAUGACGAGAUAAUCUUGGAUAGCUUUAAAAUUCAUGGAGCAUCAUCUAGUGUGCUCGGCCGCUGUUUCAUUGAGGUUGAAAAUGGUUCGAGAGGUACGAGUUUUCCGAUAAUCAUAGCAGAUAAUACCAUCUGUCAAGAAUUGAGACUUCUUGAGUCUGUAAUCAAUGAAGGUGCUGAAUUGCAUGAUGUUAUUUCAUCUGAUUACAUUCAGAAUCCAGAUAGGCCCAGGACUAGGGAAGAAGUUCUCCAUUUUUUGGAUGAACUUGGCUGGCUUUUCCAGAGAAAAUACAACUCUUCCUUGUUUGAGAGCCCAGAUUAUAGGCUUAGUCGGUUCACAUUUCUUCUUACAUUUUCUGUUGAACACGACUUUUGUGCUUUGACCAAAACGCUCCUGGACAUUCUGCGAGAAAUAAACUUUGGUCGUGAAGAGCUAGCAAGGGAGUCUCUGGAGAUGCUAUCGAAAAUCCACCUGUUAAACAGGGCCAUCAAUAGGAGGUGUAGGAGAAUGGUUGAUUUGCUUAUUCAUUACUCCAUUAGUGACUCUACUGAUUCCUCCAUGAAGUAUAUUUUUCUACCUAAUUUGGCUGGACCUGGUGGUAUCACACCUUUGCAUUUGGCUGCUUCUACAUUGGGUUCAGAUGAUAUGGUUGAUGCUCUGACGAGCGACCCGCAGGAGAUUGGGUUGCAUUGCUGGAAAUCGGUUCUCGAUGCAAAUGGGAUGUCUCCCUAUGCAUAUGCCUUGAUGAGGAACAACCAUUCCUAUAACACGCUUGUCGCUCAGAAGCUUGCAGAUAAAAAGAAUGACCAAGUUUCUGUAUCAAUUGGAAAUGAGAUUGAGCAAUUCGUCAUGGAAGUUGAUCGUGGUCACAAGAAUACUUUCCAUAUCAACCAAGGACAAAAAUCUUGUUCCAGGUGUGCAGCUGCAGCAGGUAGAUACAGCGGAAAGUUUCCAGGUUCACAGGGAUUGCUUCAGCGUCCAUACAUUCAUUCGAUGCUCGCCAUUGCUGCUGUAUGCGUUUGUGUCUGUCUGUUCUUUAGAGGGGCGCCAGAUAUUGGUUCAGUUGCCCCAUUCAAGUGGGAGAACUUGGGUUAUGGUCCAUUGUAGUCUCUAUUUAACAGGAAAAGUGACCACGUUGUAAGGACGAUCAAACAAGAGAGGAGGAGAUAUAUUGGCAGCGGGUGUACCACUUCACACAGUUACUUCCUUCAAAAAUGAAGACUAAUCAGUGAUAGUGGUAUGAAUUAAUACCACAAUUCAGAAUUAUUACGAGCUAAGCCUUGACAAAUAGCUCGUGAUCUAUCUGGAUGCAAAGCUGCUGCUCAUACUCAAACCUUAUUAAGCGUAAUUUAUAGUAAGAGAUGGACUCAAGGACGUGGGGUUAUGCGAGUUAACGUUUGUUAUGACACGUUUCAGUGGCAGUACUUAAGAGGAAAUCGUUUUACACUUUCUUUUUUGAUUGAAGCACUUGACCUAUACCAUGGAUAUUGUACUCAAUGUGAGGUGGUUUUAUUACUGUAAAGAAUCAGUAGGUAAUUAGAAAUUGCCAUGUUUUAUAGCUGAAUAGAGAUCUGUUUUUCACAUCAUAUCUAUAGUAAAAGAUAUCUGGUUGUCUAUUCUAA
Molecule: messenger RNA, 4237 nt
Organism: Olea europaea var. sylvestris
Lineage: Eukaryota; Viridiplantae; Streptophyta; Magnoliopsida; Lamiales; Oleaceae
Product: squamosa promoter-binding-like protein 14
Exons: 11
Coding region: 456-3722 (1088 amino acids)
Cellular component (GO): nucleus
Molecular function (GO): DNA binding
Source: RefSeq, a predicted model, not a curated record